Molecule: messenger RNA, 1276 nt
Organism: Paramisgurnus dabryanus
Lineage: Eukaryota; Metazoa; Chordata; Actinopteri; Cypriniformes; Cobitidae
Gene: mapre1a
Product: microtubule-associated protein, RP/EB family, member 1a
Molecular function (GO): microtubule binding
Source: RefSeq, a predicted model, not a curated record
CUUUUAUUUUGACAGCUGUGAUUAGAUAGUAGACGUUUGCUGUAUGUGGCUGUAGCCCGCUGGCGGAGCGGCACUUUCCGAACUACACGCCGAUGAAACUGCAGCCGGGUUUAUUCAUACUACCACCAUAGUUUGGACUUUCCGAACCAAACCACUCGGAAAUUCACAAAGUACCCAAAAGACAACCUUUUAAGUCACUUUUGUGAAAAAAAGACUCUAACUUAGUGUGAGGAAAUCCGUUUUGCUUUGGUCAUGGCUGUAAACGUGUUUUCGACAUCAGUGACAAGUGACAACCUCAGCCGCCAUGACAUGCUCGCGUGGAUAAACGAGUCUUUACAAAUGAACCAUGCCAAGAUCGAGCAACUGUGUUCAGGUGCUGCCUACUGUCAAUUCAUGGAUAUGCUGUUCCCAGCAUGUAUCCCACUGAAGAAAGUCAAAUUCCAGGCCAAACUUGAGCACGAAUACAUCCACAACUUUAAACUUCUUCAAGGGAGCUUUAAAAAGAUGGGAGUUAGUAAAACUAUCCCUGUUGACAAGCUUGUAAAAGGCAAGUUCCAGGAUAACUUUGAGUUUGUGCAGUGGUUUAAGAAAUUUUUUGAUGCAAACUACGAUGGAAAGGAAUAUGAUCCUGCGGCGGCUCGACAGGGACAAGAAACGGCAGCUAAUCAGAGUCCAGCUGCGGCCACAGCUAACAAGCCAAAGAAACCCAGCUCAGACACAGGUGGCACACCGCCAGUCAAGCCAACGGCCCCAGUUGCUCCACAGCGUUCAGCGGCAGCACCCAAAUCUGCAGCACCAAAGGUGGCUCCAGUGCGUGCCACAGGUGGGGCUGAUGAGGAGAAAGAAGCACUUACUCAGAUGAUAAAUGACUUGAAGGCCAACAUCGCAGACAUGGAGAAGGAAAGGGAUUUCUACUUCGGUAAACUCAGAAACAUUGAGCUCAUCUGCCAAGAGAAGGAGGGUGAGGGAGACCCAACAAUGCAAAAGAUUAUAGAUGUUCUAUACGCAACAGAUGACGGUUUUGUCAUUCCAGAGGAUGAGGGGGGUGAACCAGAAGAGUUUUGACCAAUUCGGGGUCUUUAAAUCAUUCUCUUGGACACUCAAAUGCACACAUUAGCUGAUUCCUGCUGCACUUGCUUUGCCUUUGGUCCGUUGUUAGUGUUUUGGACUUUUGACUGUUGAAUGUCUUUUAUUCAGGGAAGUUGAAUACCUUGAAUUUUCAGCUCUUUUUAUUGACCAUCAUAAUGUUAUUUUUGUGAAUGAAAAUAAAGUACUU